Molecule: messenger RNA, 3904 nt
Organism: Lutra lutra (Eurasian river otter)
Lineage: Eukaryota; Metazoa; Chordata; Mammalia; Carnivora; Mustelidae
Gene: C4H1orf162
Product: chromosome 4 C1orf162 homolog
Exons: 8
Coding region: 2941-3543 (200 amino acids)
Source: RefSeq, a predicted model, not a curated record
GCUCUUGGGAGAUUAAAAUAUUUUUAUUUAGAAGUAGACAAAUACAUAAUCAUAUCCAUGACUAAAAAAUUAGUAAGCAGUUAGGAUAUAGAAUUUGGACAGAACAACAAACUGUACUUAAUAGAGACAUAUAGAAUGCUACUGCCAAUAACCGCAGGCUACACAGUCUUCUCAAAUACAUAUGAAAUAGCACUCAAAGGGCCCCUGGGUGGCUCAGAGUCACUGAAGCCUCUGACUCUUGGUUUCGGCUCAGGUCGUGAUCUCAGGGUUGUGAAACCGAGCCCUGUGAAGGGCUCCACUGAGUGCAGAGUCUGCUUGAGAUUAUCUUUCCCUCUCCCUCUUUCCCUCCUUGUCAAACUCUCUCUCUCACUCAAAUAGAUAAAUAUGGGGGAAAAAAGAUAGUAUAUAAAAAUUGACCAUGUAAUAUUGCAUAAUGCAUGCUUCAACAAAUUUUGAAGGAUUGAAAUCAUGCAUAAUAUUUUUUGUUGAUCACAGAGCAGUUGUGCUUAAAAGUUAACCAAAUGAUAAGGAAAUCAAUGUGUAUUUUGAAAUUAGGAAAUACAUUUCUAAGCAAUCCAUGCAUCAAAGAAGAAAUUAGAAACUAUUGUGAAAUGAAUGACAAAAAACAGAAGAUACAGAGGCACAAGGAGUACAAAAUCUGGCCCCAAACUUCCUGAAGUCGGGUUUGUGGUUAGAGAAUCCUCAAAAGUUGUUUUGUUUUUCUCUUUGUCCUCUGCCCAGAGCCAAGACUGGAAUAAGCCAGUGUGACAGGGUUCUGCAGUGCCCCCCAGUGUCUGCCCUGGUGUCACCCCAGUAAAAUCCCUUCCCCUGAGCAAUGAUGGACUCUGUGACUUGCAUCUAAUGAUACAAUAUACCAAAGGAGAUGUGUUGCCACUCCCUCCAUUGGGUUAUUUUAUGUGGCACAGGUGAUGAGAAGUCACUCCCACUGCUACAUUACACUGUAGACCACCAUCCUGGCAGCCUGGCAAGACUCUCCUGCUGGCCUCAAAGAAGCAGACUGGCAUGUUGUGAACUACCUAUGAACAGGACCACAGGUGAGGAACGGCAGGCAGCUUCUAGGACCCGAGGGUUGGCCCCAGCACACAGGCAGUAAGAAGCUAGGGCCCCUCAGUCGUACAGCCGAAAGGAGAAGAAUUCAUGCAAAAAAUGGAGUUUGGAAGUAGAUCUUUUCCUAGUCAAGCCUCUGAUGAAAUCAAGGCUCCAGCCAGUGCCCUCAGUGCACUCUGGUAAGACCCUAAGCAGAGAACCCGGGUAAGCAGUACCAAAGCCUCUAACCCACAGACACUGAGAGAUAAUAAAUGUGUACUCUUUUAAGCUUCAGAAUGUGUGAUCAUUUGUUAUGCUGCUGUUGAAAGCUAGUACAAGGAUCCUUAACAUGUCCAUCUGUGGCUUUUUUCCUAAUCCACCCACUGUGGUUCUCCUUUCAGAGGGUCUGAUGCAAUCCACCCCCCCCCCCACUCCCGCCUUGGUGCAGGCUUUAGAUUCAGUUUCCUGAUCUCAUGCACAUGGCCUUUCAACCCUAGCUCUGAGUCAACAAAAAUUAGCAGCUGUUCCCAGAGCAAACCCCAGCUCCAGCUCUCACUCAAUAUGCUUCCUUUGUACCUUUGAGGAUUCCCAGCAUCCCGUUCAGCCACGCAUUUCUCAAUUCUGGUGUUUAAAAUGUUUCAUCAGCAUUGGUUGGUGUUCUUUGACCAGAGGAUCUCUUUAAAGAUCCAGUCUGUUCUAUGUCCUGGGAUUCGUGUUCACCGUUCAACCCACUGAAGCCUUAUUCUUUGCCACUGCCACACCCUAAGCUGUGUUCAAAGAAAGGGGUCAUGAUCUCUUCAUUUCCAGAUCCAGUCCACUCCUUCCAGUCCUCAUGUUACUGGGUCUCCCUCUUGGCAAUAUCUGGAGCUACCGGCCACGCUUUCCUUCCUUCCUUUCCUUCCUGGCUUCUAAUAGCUUGUGUUUGCUGUCACUGCUUCCUCUCAGUUUCCUUAGCUGACAACCGUCUGCCUCCCUCCUAAAUAUUGGUGUUUCUCAGGGUUCUGGCCUAUGAAUUUUUAUUCCCACUCUACAGGCUACGUGGACAGUCUUAGCCAUUCCCAUGGCUUUUACUAUCACUUGUAUGCUGCUGACUUUCUCGCUUAUAACUCAAAUCGUUAGGCAGGAUGGGUUAGGUUAAGGGAGAUCAGAAACUAUCCCCACAUCUUUGUGUAAUGUGGAAAAGCUUAUUUCUUGCUCAUAAAGAAUCCACCACAGGUCCAGGUGACCCUCCGGAGAAACUAUCCUCUAUAUGAUGACACAGUGAUCCAGCUUCAGGGCCUGCAACCUUACCUUCUCACCACAAAUCUCUGUGACCACCCUGCAGAAGGGGUCAGAAGAGGUCUUACUUCAGUGAUUAAAUGCUUCAAAUCGAAGGGAAUACAUCACUUUCAUUCGUAGUCUUUUGGCCACAACAAGUAACAUGGCAACACCACCCCCCACCACAACCACAGGUGAGACUCUGGGCCAGAAGGAGAGGAGAAUUGGUUGUGGGCAAGAACUAGGACUGUUUAUCACACAAAUCUAGAUCUCUUUCAUGAGCUCUAGAUCUGUGUGUCCUGUUACCCUUGCCACAUUUCUGCCUGAAUGUUGCACAAACACCCUGAAGUCAAUGCGUCAAAGAGUAAACACAUAUGUCCACAUAUAUGUCCAAUUCUAUAUCACUUCUAUAUUGGCACUACUAGUCAGUGAUAACGAAGCAGAAAUCUGGGAGCUACCCUGAGCUCCUCUCUCCCAUACCCUCCUCUUACAAGUAGUAAAUGACUAGAUUCAUCACCUCUCUUCCCCAUCUCUUCUUCCUCAUACCCACUGCCUCUUGUCAGACCUCUGCAAUGGUAAAGGAUUUGCUACCCACUGCCUAGCCCCUCCCUUCUGUUGCCUAAACCCAAUGUGACCAUGUCACUCUUCAGCCAUCUCUCCAUUCCCCCUAAGCUUUCAAAGAGGAACAUUUUUUAUUCUCCGGAAGACAGCAUGGGAGGAUGGAGUUCCAAACCUGAACCCAAAAAUGAGUGGGACUCUCCAUUGUACAAACCAAGUUUCAGCACAACAGCUCCGACAAUUGCCUCCAGACCCUGCUCCCAGGAGCCCACCAAAGUGUGGUUCUUAACCCGGAGUGCCCCAGGGAGGGAGAUCCCUCAGGAGAUCCAUGAAUCCCCUCAGCUCAUCAACAAACGCAUACAGUAUUUGGUCUUGGCCUUUUUUGUGGGGGUCCUGCUAACGCUGCUGCUGCUGGUGCUUGUCUUCCUCAUCGUGAAGACCUACAGAAAAUGCCACUCCAGUCCCUGGGCCCGGGAUCCUCCCUCGGAUGGUCACUCCAGCCGUGAUCCUCCAGCCAAGCUUUCAUCUCCGGAGGAAGCACUUACCUAUGCUAGCGUAGCUUUCAAAACCUUGGAAGAAAAGAGUGAACACCUGACUGAGAAACGUUCUGCACCCUUGGACACGGUUGUCUAUGCUCCAGUCAAAGGGACAGACUCCCCCUACCUUUCCAGUGAGGCUUGAUGCCGGUCCCUCUUACUCUCGGCUCUAUCUUUAUUCAUCACUUUCCCUUAGGACAAAUUCUGGACCACAGCAUGGUCUGGUUGGAGCUGUUUGGGUGGGAUCUGGAAAUGUUAGCCAGCGGUUUUGAAGACUGAGGGGGAGUGCUUCUCUUGGCCUGAGAAGACACUGCCAGCCCUCCUGCUUGGACGGACAGCCACUUAGCCCUUUGAGGGCUGAGACGGCCUCCCUGGUCCUCUUCCAGAGUGUGUGGUACAGAGCUCAGCGCACAAAGGGUGCUCACUUGGUGCCACUGACCAGCUUGGGAGAAGCCAGCCUGAUGGGCAAAUGAGCAGGAGUUCCAAAUAAAACCAACCAGUCUGCA